AUGGCUGCAGAAUCUAUCGCCAUCACUGACACCCACACUCUUCUUAGCGUCAACAUGACGAACGUCACCCGCCUCACCACCACCAACUUUCUUAUGUGGAGCCGUCAAGUUCAUGCUCUUCUGAAUGACUACUCUCUUGCUGGAUACCUUGAUGGAUCCACCACUGUGCCAUCUCUCACCAUCACCACCGAAGAUGGUGUUGUCAAACCAAAUCCCGACUACCUGCUCUGGCAACGCCAAGAUCAGCUCAUUUACAGUGCGCUGUUGGGAGCCAUUUCUGUCUCCAUUCAGCCCAUUCUGUCCACUACGGUGACCUCUGCUCAGAUCUGGUCGAAACUGUCUCUCAUCUAUGCAAAUCCCAGCCGUGGUCAUGUUCAGCAGAUCCGCCAACAAAUUCGUCAAUGGAAGAAGGGAUCCAAAACGAUCGACGACUAUGUCCAGGGUUUUAUGACUCGCUUCGAUCAGCUGGCUCUCCUUGGCAAGCCUAUCGAUAUUGAAGAUCAGGUGGACUACAUCAUUGAUGGUCUCCCUGAAGAUUACAAGCAGGUCAUUGACCAGAUUCAGGCCCGUGAUGUGUCCCCUUCACUCACGGAGGUUCAUGAGAAGUUGUUGAACUACGAAGUCAAGCUUCAAGCCUUGACCUCUUCCUCUACUGAUCUCCCGAUCUCUGCCAAUGUGGUUCGUCAUCACGCACCCUCCAACAAUGGCAACCGAUCCACCUAUCCACGUGGUCAGUCCCGUCACUCAUACUACCGUGGCUCUUCCUCUCAUCACAACAACUCCCAUCCCAGGCAGGACGCAUCUUCCUCCCGUGGCUACCAAGGCAAAUGUCAGAUUUGUGGGAUCUUCGGCCACAGUGCUAGGCGCUGCCCUAAGCUGGGCACCAUUAUCCCAUCCAUGCCUCGUGCUAACUUUGCUGGUGUACCACUGUCCGCCAAUCCCUGGCUGCUUGAUUCUGGCUCCACCCACCACAUUGUCUCAGAUCUUGCUAACCUCUCUUUACACCAGCCUUACAAUGGUGGUGAAGAAGUUGUUGUUGGUAACGGUGCUGGGUUACCAAUAACCCAUACUGGUUCCACUCUUUUACCCUCUUCUACCAAAAACCCCUGA
Camelina sativa (false flax) is the source of this 1110-nucleotide messenger RNA. NCBI's taxonomy places the organism in Eukaryota, Viridiplantae, Streptophyta, Magnoliopsida, Brassicales, Brassicaceae. The record is from RefSeq and is a predicted model, not a curated record.